AUGCGUUCACCUCUUCUUCAAACCGCCCUUGUUGGGCUUCUUAUUGGUUCUGCCGACUCCGCUCCUGCUGGUCUGCUCGACGGCGUUACUCAGCUUCUUACUCUCCCAACAAACUAUGUUCAACUUCUAUCCGGUAUCUUAAACACGCAGCCUUCUGGCGGAGCCCAAGUUCUUGAUGCUGCGGACCUCCAAUCGAAAUUGGGCUCGAUAUGGAACACGAAUCAGGGCGGAUCCGGAGACUUUUACGGCAACAUCAAAAAGCAAAUUAACCUCAACAUUGUUCCAUCCGGUGUGCUCCCUGGAUUCAGGGGUCUUCUCGGAGAAGGCGGCCUCCUCGGAAAUCUGAACCUGGCAAGCAUCGCCAACAAGCUGCUUGCGCCGAUCAACUCUAUUGACUCGUCCAACAACGUGAAUCCACUGAACCCGGCGAAUCCCGUCUAUCCCAAGAAGAACUCAGCCGACGCUCCUUAUACUUUGACCGAGCAGCAGCUCCGCCAGGCCAUUUUCAUUCCCAAGACGUUUACGUACGGCCAAAAACCCCCAGUUAUUUUCAUUCCCGGCACGGGUGUCUACGCUGGCGAGACCUUCAGCGCCAACCUGCUCAAGCUCCUCACCAAUGUCCCGUACGCCGACCCCGUCUUGCUAAACAUACCCGAUGCCCUCCUGGCUGAUGCCCAGGUGAACUCGGAGUUCGUCGCAUACGCCAUCAACUACAUCACCGGCAUCAGCAACCAGAACGCGUCCAUCAUCAGCUGGUCUCAGGGUGGCCUCGACACGCAGUGGGCAUUCACGUUCUGGCCGUCCACUCGCAGCGCCGUGUCCAACUUCUUCCCCGUCUCGCCCGAUUUCCACGGCACCGUCCUGGCCAACGUUCUCUGCUUGUCGCCGGGCUCGGGUGCUCUAAACGCCCCUUGCAGCCCAUCCGUAAUUCAGCAACAGUACACCUCGCUCUUCAUCCAGACUCUCCGUGCCCGCGGCGGAGCCGAUGCCUACGUUCCCACGACAACCUUUUACUCGGCACUCCUCGACGAGGUCGUCCAGCCACAAGCAGGUACUACUGCCUCCGCUUACCUCAAUGAUGCCCGCCGUGUCGGUGUGAACAACAUUGAGGUCCAGUCCGUCUGUGCUGGCCGCCCCGCUGGCAGCCUCUACGGCCACGCGACUGUGCUUUUCAACCCCUUGACGGCUGCCCUGAUCAAGGAUGCGCUCCAGAACAAGAGCCCUGCCCAGGUUAGCAGGAUCAAUCUCAAUGAGGUGUGCAAGGACUUUAUUGCCCCUGGUCUUUCGCUGGAGGAUGGUGUUGCUACUGCCGGUGCCAUCGUUCCUUCUGCUAUCCGGCUGCUGGCGUAUCUUCCUAAGCUCAUCGCCGAGCCGGCUCUCAAGUCCUAUGUUCAUGCUUGA
Molecule: messenger RNA, 1401 nt
Organism: Colletotrichum truncatum
Lineage: Eukaryota; Fungi; Ascomycota; Sordariomycetes; Glomerellales; Glomerellaceae
Product: lipase b precursor
Source: RefSeq, a predicted model, not a curated record